AUGGAGUCACUUAUGACGUGCUACUCUUGGGUGGACCUUAACUCACGGGUUGAUCAGCUCACACAAAGGGUCGACGAUCAUAAAAACCUGAUUGGCCAGCUACUCAGGCAGAUCAACUUGAACCAAGGCCCUAACCUUGGACCCCGUGAGGAGGAGAGGAGGACGCACGAGCAUGUCAGCGAGCAGUUCGAGAGGUCCCAAGCCGGUCAGGCAAACGGGCAGGGGAGAGAACGAGAUCGUGCUGAUGAGACGCAGACAUCUGCAAGUCGAGCUCGAGUUCGUGAACAAUCGCGUGACGAGCGCAACAAUCGAUGCUCACCAGCCCACUCGAGGACCAAUACACGGCAACAAGCCGUAGAGGACUCCUCACAAGCUCAAUCUCCUAAUCUGCCCCACGGGCAGAACAACCAAGAGGAUCGACCCUUGGGAACCGAGGAGGAAGUUGACCAGCGGCGCUCGAGACACCGAAGACAUCGACUCGAACCACCAGCCCUGCGGGCAGAAGAUGUUGAGAAGUUGGUGAAUGACCGACUCCAAAGUCUCCAACUUAAAGGAAGCACGGAUGAGGCCCUGCACAAGGAAAUUGAUCGAGUCGACUGCUCACCCUUUACCGAGGAAGUGGAACGAGCUCCACCGCCAAAGCGGUUCACAACACCAUCCAUCACUCCGUUCAAGGGAGACUCCGACCCUGAGAGCCAUUUGAGGCACUUUAAGAGUGCCAUGAUCUUGUACAAGGCUGACGACGCCCUGAUGUGCAAAGUGUUCGCGAUGACUCUGCGAGGAGCAGCUCAAGAUUGGUUCCACACUCUACCGUCCGCGUCACUAGGCAACUUCAAGGAGUUCGCCCUCAUUUUCAUAAAGGAGUACACCUCCUACAAGACGGUCAGAAAGCAUGCAGACCACUUGUUCAACCUGCACAAGAAACCAGAUGAGUCUCUUCGACACUACCUCAGACGGUUCAAGGCUGAGAAGGCUAACAUCAUAGGAUGCAAUGACCAAGUGGCAUCCUCAGCUUUUAAGAAAGGCUUGCCAACCGAACACGAGCUAUACCGUGAGCUGGCCAUAACUCCAAGCCAAAUCUUGGCAGAGGUCUUCGCGACGGCAGAGUGCUAUGCACUUUGGGACGAUGACCGUAUUGCGGCGAAGAAGGCCAGCAAGCAAGCUGAUCACCCGACAAGGCAGGCAAGCCAAAAAAGCAACAAGUUCGAGCAUAAAGCCCAAGACAAGUGCAGAUCGCGGCCCCAAGAGGGAGGUUCAGAAACAGGAACAUUUAUUGAGUUCACUAUCCCAAUCCACCAAAUCCUGGCACAAGUGAAGGACAAGUCGUGGGUGAGGAGACCGCCACCCCUGAGGGGAGACCCGUCUAAGAGGGAUGCCAGUAAAUACUGCGCAUUCCAUGGGGAGCAUGGUCAUUAUACAAACAGCUGCAACGCCUGGAAAAGGCACCUUGAGGAGCUGGUCAGAGACGGCCAUUGCACAGAAUUCGUUGCAAAGAAGGCCAUCCAGCAGAUCGAGGAUCGUGAUGCGGCUGCCAAGGAACCUCCCCAAAAGGUCAUAUGGAUCAACACCAUUCUAGCUGACUCCCAGGAGUCCGGGUUGACCACCAAGAAGCGUAAGAGAAAGAUCCCGCAGGCGACUUAUAUCUCCCAAGUCCUAACUGUCGAUCCAGUCAUUGAAGAUUCACCCAUCAUCGGCUUUCAAAAGAAGGACUUGAUCAGGCUUGAUCUACCACAUAAUGAUGCCCUAGUCAUCUGCAUCCAAAUUGAACAAGCUGUGAUCGAGCGAGUUCAUGUGGAUGAGGGAAGCGCAGCCAACAUCCUGCAACUAUCUGUUAUCCAACAGAUGGGAUUGGAGCCCAAGAUCAACAAACUUGCUAGGUCACUCACCGGCUUCAAUGGGGCCACAUCGAUCACUGUGGGAACGAUUGACCUUGACAUCCACUCACCCCCGGUG
Molecule: messenger RNA, 1953 nt
Organism: Prunus avium (sweet cherry)
Lineage: Eukaryota; Viridiplantae; Streptophyta; Magnoliopsida; Rosales; Rosaceae
Source: RefSeq, a predicted model, not a curated record